UUUCUAACUAAACAUUUAUACUACUAUUAUUUGUGGCCAACAAUAUCGAUGUCCAGUCAAAAAUCAGGUCAAUUAAGUAGACGGCUAAUGAUGUCUACUACCAGCACCGGUACCACCACCACCACUACCAUCACCAAUGAUACAGUAGCUAAACAGCCAACAGUAUUGCUAAGCAAACGUAUGGGUGUAUCAAUUAUACGGCUAAACCGGCCGCACAAAUACAAUGCAUGGACACAACAAAUGUACGAUACAGUAGCCAAUGGACUGACCGAUGCGGCCACCGAUGAGUCCAUUAAGUUGGCCCUAAUUACGGGAACCGGUAGUUUCUAUUCGGCGGGCAAUGAUUUAAAAAACUAUGAAAAAGCAUUCAAACAGUUUGACGGCGAUAUGAAUCGUGCGGCCGACGAACAAACCGAAAGGUUUCGGCAAUUUGUGGCCGCAUUUAUCGAUUUCCCGAAACCACUAAUUGCUGCCGUAAACGGACCGGCUAUUGGUGUGGCGGCCACUACACUAGCACUGGUCGACUGUGCAGUCGCCUCAGAUUCGGCCUAUUUUUCGACACCGUUUUCAUCGCUGGGACUGUCGGCCGAAGGUUGCUCGACCUAUACAUUCCCGCAGAUUAUGGGCCAAUCAAUGGCCGCACAAAUGCUAUAUUUUAAUCAUAAGAUGUCGGCCACUGAGGCCCUGCAGUCGGGACUUGUGUCGCGAGUCAUACCUAGCGCUCAGUUCGAUGAGUAUAUCGAGAACUGGAUAUUCGCCGAUCGGACCGGUAUUGUCAACACAUGUUAUCCGCAGUCGAUGCGUGCGUCCAAACAGUUGGUCCGAUCGGCGGCCAUACGCCAAGUGUUACAUGAGGUCAACCGAUCCGAGUGUUUGAUACUUAAACAACGUUCUGUUUCCGAUGAAUGUCUUGAAGCCAUACAAAAGUUUUUCAUUAAAAACAAACUUUAA
Oppia nitens is the source of this 951-nucleotide messenger RNA. Its product is annotated as enoyl-CoA delta isomerase 2-like. The record is from RefSeq and is a predicted model, not a curated record. NCBI's taxonomy places the organism in Eukaryota, Metazoa, Arthropoda, Arachnida, Sarcoptiformes, Oppiidae. The transcript has 2 exons. The coding region runs from base 49 to 951 and encodes 300 amino acids.